Molecule: messenger RNA, 3050 nt
Organism: Humulus lupulus (European hop)
Lineage: Eukaryota; Viridiplantae; Streptophyta; Magnoliopsida; Rosales; Cannabaceae
Product: transcription factor GTE8-like
Exons: 11
Coding region: 277-2511 (744 amino acids)
Molecular function (GO): protein binding
Source: RefSeq, a predicted model, not a curated record
AACCGACUUUUCGCGAUCUGAAGAAGGCUGGCUAGGGCUCUCUCUGUUAUUGCUUUCGUUCGUUUGAGGUGAAAUCUCAGGCCCUGAAAUCUCUUCUUCGUCGCCGAUUCUUCUGAUACUCCCGGAACAGAGCUUUCAGUUCGGUUUGGGCAGCCCGCCUUACAGCCCCACCCGCCGACAUUCGAACUCUGUUGGUGGUGAUUAUAUCGUCAUACACCAUACAAAUUCCAUAGCAAUUGGAAAGGAGCAAAUUAGUGCUUUGCUGUGAUUUUGGAUAUGACUGUAACCAAGGCAAAUAGAUACCCGGGAAGCUAUUAUGGCAAUGCCAUUCAAACAGCUGGUGAGUCUGAGGGUUCUGGUAGCUCAGGACGAAUAGACAUGGAAAUCGCUGCCUCUGAGGCUUCAAGUGCCUUGACGAGGAAGUGUAUAAGUUUGAAUUCUAACAAGAGUGCCGAUUUCUUUGUUCCCAAGCAAGUUAUUCCCUUGUCAAAAUUGUCACGAUCUGAGAGAAAGAUUCUAUUGCAUAGAUUGAGAAAGAAUCUUGGACGGACUCGAGUAACUCUGAAGAAAGUUGAAUCGCAGAAGGCUAAUGGUCUUGCAAGGUCUUCUUCCAGCGGCAUUCUUAGCUGUAGCAGUGGACAGAAUGUGCCAACCAUUGGAAAGUCCAAGAAAUCCUCAAUGCUAACUCCUGGCCAGGUUAAGAAUUCGAAUGCUGGAGGUAAGAAAGCUGAAACGAAUCGGAGUUUUUCUGGGAAGUUUGAAUUAACAAAUCGAACUUCAGCCCCAAGCACUACAGUUGUGAUGUUGUUGAAACAAUGUGAGGCAUUGUUAAAACGAUUGAUGACUCAUCAGUUUGGAUGGGUAUUCAAUGCCCCGGUUGAUGUAGUGAAGUUGAAUAUUCCGGAUUAUUUUACUGUUAUCAAGCAUCCGAUGGAUUUGGGAACCGUAAAGAGCAAGAUAGCUUCAGGAUCGUACUCAAAUCCCAUGGAGUUUUAUGAUGAUGUGAGACUUACUUUCACAAACGCAAUGACCUACAAUCCUGCAGGAAAUGAUGUCCAUGCUAUGGCUGAUACCCUAAAUAAAUUUUUUGAAGUGAGGUGGAAACCUAUUGAGAAAAAGCUGCCAAAAGUUCAUCCUAAACCAUUACCCGAAAAAAAAUCAGGUUCUGGUGUGGACUUGGAACUAGCUGAGCCAAACCCCCCUUCAAAAAAGAGGAAAGUAGUUCCUACACAACCUGAGGUAAGACCAGAGCCAGUGAAAAGAAUAAUGAAUGACGAGGAGAAACAUAGGCUGGGCAAGGAAUUAGAAUCUUUGCUAGGUGAGAAUGAGACGCCUGUACGUAUAAUUGAUUUCUUGAGGGAAAAUAGUUCAGAUAGCAAGGACUCUGGAGAAGAUGAGAUUGAGAUUGAUAUAGAUGAUCUCAGUGAUGAUACCUUAUUCACAUUGCGUAAGCUUGUUGAUGAAUACUUGGAAGAGAAGCAGAAAGCUCAAUCACAAGCUGAACCUUGUGAAAUAGAGCUUUUGCACGGCUCCGGGUUGAGUAAUUCAUCCAUGCAACCAUGCAAAGGAAAUGAUCCAACUGAUGAGGAAGUUGAUAUUGGUGGAAAUGAGCCUCCUGUCUCAAGCUAUCCUCCUCUGGAGAUUGAAAAGGAUACAGACCAUAUGAUCAGUAAAUCUAUGAGUUCAGACAGCUCUAGUGAUUCAGAGUCCAGCUGUCCUUCUGAGAACGAGUGUGAUGUUACUAAGGUCUCAACUUUAGUUAACGAAUCUAAGGUGCCAGAGACCUUGGACUCUGGAUCAGAAUUAGACAAAAAGACAACUAUUAGUGAUCUUAAUGAAAGGCAUGAGACUGAUAGUGGCUUGGACCAAGUUGAACAACCUUCUGAGCAAAAGCCAGGAUCAAUUGAGUCAGACAGCUGCCAAGAUGUGGAUAGUGCUCCAACUGGGAGGCGGGUCUCCCCUGACAAGCAGUACAGGGCAGCUCUAUUAAAGAAUCGGUUUGCUGAUACAAUUUUAAGAGCACGAGAGAAAACUCUGAAUGAUGGUGAUAAAGGGGAUCCUGAGAAAUUGCGGCGGGAGAGGGAGGAACUUGAACUGCAGCAGAGAAAAGAGAAAGCAAGGUUACGAGCUGAAGCCCGGGCUGCUGAAGAUGCUCGAAGACGAGCUGAAGUGGAAGCUGCAGCUGAGGCUAAACGAAAGAGGGAGCUUGAGAGAGAGGCAGCACGGCAGGCAUUGCUACAGAUCGAAAAGACUGUUGAAAUCAAUGAGAAUUCUCGGUUCCUGGAAGAUUUAGAAAUGCUUAGGACUGCCCCCGUAGAGCUGUUACCUAGCUCAGGAGACGAAACUAGCCCAGAUAAUUCACAGGAUGGCUUAGGUAGCUUCAAGUUUGGGAGCAGUAACGCCUUGGAACAACUUGGUUUGUUCAUGAAGGUGGAUGACGAGGAAGAAGAAUGUGAGCUAGCUUGUGUUCCUAGUACCAUAGACUGUAUGGAAGAAGGAGAAAUUGAUUAGGUUUCGACUGAAUUGGGAAACAACAACAUAUAUUUGUCACUGAAAAUAGAUAAAGAAAAAAAAGAAAAAAAGGCGAGUUGGUUAAUGUUAUGCAAAGGGGGCCGCAAGUUGUUGGUUGUGAUGGUGCUCGUCAUCUUAUCGAGAAGUAACCGUAGUAGAAGAGUGUACAUAAACUUGGUUUAUAUUUGAAUUAUUCAUGUGGCUGCAUUGAGUUGUGGAAAGCUUAGAAGUUGGGAAGUACACUAUCUUAGUGUGGAGUCUUUCUUCUGGGCUUAUGUUUUUGACCUUUGUCAACAAUUUUGGAUCUCUUGGUUUCAGUAGUAGGUGUUGCUGCCUCGUCGAAGGAAGCCAGGAAAAGCUAAUAGAUGUGUUAUGAGAACUGAAAAGUACUGGAAAAACAAAGAGAAUGUGUUUAUAUUCCUUUUCUCUCUGUCUCUAGUUUUUUUUUCUUAGUCUUAUGCAAAAGUAGGUAUGGUGAUGGUGAAGAUGACAAUUUUUAUCAAAUAAAAAAGAAAAAGAAAAGAAAUUAGAUGUGAAAA